Messenger RNA from Thamnophis sirtalis, 3775 nucleotides. It is a transcript of the gene RNF141, whose product is annotated as ring finger protein 141. NCBI's taxonomy places the organism in Eukaryota, Metazoa, Chordata, Lepidosauria, Squamata, Natricidae. Gene Ontology annotation, biological process: protein autoubiquitination. The record is from RefSeq and is a predicted model, not a curated record. Gene Ontology annotation, molecular function: ubiquitin-protein transferase activity.
GGAGGCGGAGCCAUUGCUGGCGGUCGGAGGCUGUCGCUGCGAGUUCGGAGCAGGAUGUUGGAGCGUCAGCGAAAUUCUCCAAAUGUGGAAAGCAGUAUUUCAUCUUGGGACCUGAUCUAAAGCAGUCUAUCAUGGGACAGCAACUCUCAAGCCAAACACAGACAGUUAUAAAUAAGCUGCCAGAAAAAGUUGCCAAGCAUGUCUCUCUUGUUCGAGAAAGUGGUUUCUUGACAUAUGAAGAAUUUUUGGGAAGAGUGGCUGAACUUAAUGAUACAACUGCACACUUAGCUUCUGGCCAGAGCAAGCACCUGUUAUUUGAAGUGCAGCCAGGGUCUGAUGCUACAGCUUUAUGGAAGGUGGCUGUUCGGAUAGUUUGCACUAAAAUAAACAAGACAAAUGGGAUGGUGGAAGCUUCAAGAAUCAUGAACUUGUAUCAGUUCAUUCAACUUUAUAAAGAUAUUACAAAUCAGGCAUCACAGGUUCUUUUACAGAAUGCUCCCUCAGAAGAAACAGCAGAAGAUCUGUCAUCUGUUGACUCUUGUCAGGCUAGCCUUUGGAUGGGAAGGGUGAAACAGCUUACUGAUGAGGAAGAAUGUUGCAUUUGUAUGGAUGGACGUGCUGAUCUGAUCUUGCCAUGUGCCCACAGCUUUUGUCAGAAAUGCAUUGAUAAAUGGCGUGGUCAUCACAGGAAUUGCCCUGUAUGCCGCCUACAAGUGACCGCUGCAAAUGAUUCUUGGGUUGUAUCUGAUGCACCUACGAAGGAAGAUAUUGCCUCUUACAUACUCAACUUGGUGGACGAGGCAGGCCAGCCCCAUAUACCCUGAUGUUAGUCUUAACAUUCAGUCUUAACAUCUCACAAGAUAUCGUUCUCAUUAUUUUUCAUUUCUUUAUUCAUUACAUUGGUUUCUAGAAGCUAAAUCAUUAUUUUUUAAAAAGGACUAGUUCUGGGAAAGCAUAUUUUGUAAUAAUUACUUUCCUGAAUUACUCUGAUAACAUUUACAGUCAAUACACUAUGAAUUUUCUGAUAUUUUAUGAGGUACCUGCAGUAGGAAAUAUUUUAGUUCUAGUAAAGCUGUUAAGUGUUUGUUAAAACUUCAUUGUCUCAGUUGAAGAAUGGGGAUGAUUCGCAAGUCCUGUUGUCCAACACUGUCUAAAAACAAUGUUCUAAUAUUUAAUGGGAAUUAAAAUGGUAGUUUCUGUUCUGUUCUGCGUUUGAUUAAAUAAGAAACAUUCCUUUUAUGGAAUCUUUUAUGAAAGCAGAUUUUUAAAAAAUAAAUGAUUGACUUUUUCAUUUCUACUCAAAGUUAAUUUUCUAAAUCAGUAUUUAUUACUUCAAGUUUGUCUAUGCAGUAUCAUGGAUGGAUCCAACGAAGUUUCUCCCAGUAAUUUCUCUAUCAGUAGAAGGCUUCUAAUGUAGCAGACAGCAAACUUUAUUCUCUUUCUCCCAUCUCUUCAUUUCCUACAUGUCUUGAACUGGGUUAGACUCUCCAAAACAGUGAAUCUCUGAAACAUAGUGCGGAUAGUAAAAAAAUAUAUUCUAUAUUCUGUUCUGUUUCUUCGCAAAUGCUUCAUCUUAAUUACAUGUUAAUUACAAAAUCUGGCUGAAAUGUGUUCGUUAUUUGUUUUGUUUUAUAUAGCCUUCUAUUUACCAGUUUGUAAAAUGUGCUUUGCUAUGAAAUGAGACGGUAAAGCACAUAGAUUCUUAUUUUCUUUUCUUGUAUGUGCAAUAUGAAGCAAAAAAAGGAAUCUAUCUUUUUGUGUGUGAUCACUUUGUUUUAACGUAGUAUGCAUGUUGUAAUCAAGUAUUGGUGUGAGGUAUGACAAAUGUAUCCUGAGUUGUUACUUUACCAGGUGACAUUAAUAGAUGCCAGAAAUCUACCAUUUUCCAAUCCACAAAAUUGGUGCCGAGUGAGUUUUACAAAAUUAUUUCAAAUGGCAGCUUAAAAUGGUCCUACACCCCCCACCAAUUAAGUCCCUAGGCCAAUGUUGGCAAACCUUUUUUGGAAGUACAUGCGCUGGAGGAGCGCCAGAAACCGGAAGAGCAGCUCCCCAACGUGCACACGACAGAAACCAGAAAAGCAGUUCCCCAGCGCACAUGCAUGUGCCAGGAAGCUGAGCUUCUGGUCACCUGGUCAUCCCGUUUCUGGCACUCACAAAGACCAGGUAGCUGGCAUGCAUGGAAACCAGGAGAGCAAUGGGCAAAGGCUGGCGUGCCCGGUGAGAUGGCUCUGUGUGCCACUUUCAGCACACAUGCCAUAGGUUCACCAUUAUGGCCCUAGGCAGAAUCAGUCAACACAAAUCCCCAAAUUGAUGUGGUACUGAUUUUGGAUUUUAUAUUUUAAACAAAUGCUAUUAUUAUAAUUAUUCAUGGAAUAGAUUUGGUACCACCCAAGGAAAGAUGAGUUAAUAGUUAAAUAUCAUGAAGGGUUUAUGGCCUUAUUUGGAAUGGCCUGGUAAAUAUGUAUAAUAAAAUUGUUUUCUAUUGUUGCUGAAAUGUUGCACAUAAAUAUAGGUUACACUAAUUAAAUUGUAAACUUAGACUAGUAGCUAAACGAUUUCUAUAAAUCACAUCCAAGUAUUGAACCUUACCACUUCAGAAUAUGGCAAGCAUGUUUUUUGAGAGAUUAUCAAAUUCUGCUUAAAUUAGUAAAAUUGAGUAAUUAGUGUUUUUCCUCUUUUUUUAAUAUGAUGUGCUAAAAUGAAGAUUCAAAGAGCAACUCUUAUUGGUUAAUUAAGAAAGUUUGAUAUAGAGAAUUUCAGAUAUUGCAAGUAUUAUUUCUGAGACUUGAUUUUAAGUGGCCUUUAAAAUUCAGAACAUAAACAAAAUGUUUUCUUGUUUUUGUUUUGAUGUGUUUGUCACUUGUUAUAAAACUGAUCAUGGAUUUGAUUUUCCCCUAGAUAUACUUGGACUUGCAGUGCUGCAAUUGAAGUGCCCAAUAUUUUAUACUGACAUGGUAGAAACAAUAAGUCAUUCUUUUUUUCUUUUUCAUAUAAGGUUUGAUUGAUAGCACAAAUAUUUGAAGUGUAAGCUGUAGGUCAUUAAAUCCUGAUAUUGCUUUUAUUUUUUUUUCCUGUCAUGAGUAUAAGAAUUGUACUCCAAAUCUUGAGAUGGAAGGUUUAAAAUAUGGGUAUGCAGUCCACAGGGGGGGCAUGAAAUUAUAGGUUCAGUAACUUGUAAAUACAUGUAAAGUGAAAAUGUGAAUUACAUAGUGUUUCUAUCUUUUUAAAUAUACAAUUAGUACAAGCGUUAUAUAUAUAGAUAUAUUGAUCCACAGUAAAUAUAUAACACACACACACACGGUGUUUUACAUAUUAUGGAUCAUUUGCUGUCUUCCUUUUCUGUUUCCCUUGUGUUGUGAAGCUAUGCUUCUUACUAAAGGACUUUUAGUCUAGUUUGAAGACUAUAGGAGAAGCUAUAACACCUAAAGACAUGGAAGAAGAGAUUACUACAAGUUGUUUACCCAUGCCUUUUGACACAUACACUACCCUAAUAAGCAUAUGGCAAACUUGAAGCCUAUCACAAGUAAUAAGUGUGUUACAUUGUGUAAAACUGCAGCACAGUUGUGUUAUUCUUCUAGCAUUGAACCUGAUAAAAAUCGACAAACUUAAAAAAGGUUUUUAAAAGACAUGUUCAAGAGAUGAAUUACUGUGAAGAUGCAUUCCUUAGUUCUUUUGUGUGGAUGUGAACUUUUCUUAGUGGUUUUAUAUAAGACUGUUAAUAACUAUAAGCAAUUUAAUGUAUUAUGAGUUUGGAGCAAUAAACAUUUGAAUUAUU